This is a messenger RNA of Arabidopsis lyrata subsp. lyrata, 2190 nucleotides long. RefSeq lists its product as uncharacterized. Lineage: Eukaryota; Viridiplantae; Streptophyta; Magnoliopsida; Brassicales; Brassicaceae. The transcript has a single exon. The record is from RefSeq and is a predicted model, not a curated record. The coding region runs from base 1689 to 1970 and encodes 93 amino acids.
UAUAAAAAACUUGACAAAGCAGUGGUUGAUAUCAAGAAUCCAGUUAUCAACUCCAAAAUUGAUCUUUUUCUUGUUAAUCAAAUCCAUUACUUUUGCUAUUUCCUUCAAAACAUACUUUUAUAUAGUCUUUACUCCGGCAGCUUUGCAUUGCAAUUAAAAGAGCUUGGAGUUCACUUCCCUACUGCUCGAUCAGAACCGACAUUUUUAUUAUUAUAUAUUUUCUGUCAUUUUCUUGUUAAUAUCAUUUUUUUUGGCAGUGUUCAUAUCCUUUAUUUACAAAAACGAAGUGAAAUAUGAAUCAUUUCUUUUAUCAUGCAUGUUUUUAACAUUCACAUGUUAUAUUAACCCGAUUUAAUGUUAUUUUACAUGAUUUAUACGCUAUAUGUUUUAACCGCCAAAAAAAUUACCAUUUUAUUAUAAUUUUACCACAACAUUAUUUUACGAAUAAGUUCUGUCAUAUGAUGAUCUCAUUUAGCAAAUUCACCCCUAGAUAAAACUAAUUGAAUCAGUCGGAUAAAAUUCUCCGACAUAGUAAAAGUUCACGAAACUAAUAAACUAUUGAGCUAUUAAUGAGUUAUCCAGGUGGUUUAGUUUUAACUUUAAGGAAGAAUUAAAGUGCAAGACAUAAUCAUAACCGUCAUAAAACCUAAGAUUAUAAAAAUAAUCCUAAUCCAACAAUCAUUUCACCAAAAGCCUCUAAUUCUUCUAUGUUCUCUCCAUGUCGCCUUCUCUCUAAUUCUUUCCCUCAAUGUCUGCCUUUUUUAUUUCAGUACUUUUCUUUUGUUUAAAUCAAACUCUUGUUUUGUUCUGCGAAUAAUGUUUUGAAGUUAAAUGUUUGCUUACUGGUCCCAAAAUAUAAUGUGCCCUAAAACUAGGUCAAAGUCAAGUGUAAAAUGCAGGACCACAAAACUCUUUUUUCUGAAUGUAAUCACUAAUUACAGCUUUAAUUAUGCGUUAAUUAUACUAUCAGUCUAUGAUUAAUCGUACGUUGAUCAGUUCCUUGGUUCGUCUUUUUCUUUAUUUUCAUUGAAAGCUUUAAAUGUAAUAUAAGGAAAUUUCAGUCUAACUAGGUCCAUGUGGUAUCUUACGUUAGAUUAGCAUUUAUAACAAAAGAUAUUGACAUUUCUUCAAAUGUUGCAGACAUUUGUACACUUGUACUUUGAUCAAAAUUCUACGAUUUUAUUUAUCAUAUUUCGUAAUGCAGUCACAUUUACAAGAAAACGUUUGAAUAAGAUAUUUAUAUUAGCCUGUGGAGUAACGAAAAAAGAAAAGUUGCAUAAUCUAUCCGAGUUCUAAGAACUAACGCAUAUUGUUGGGAAAAAAAAGAACAAGUAGAUUUUUUGAACAAGGCUAAUGCGUACUGGUAACUACGGAACCAUAAACUAGUUUUUAUUUUAUUUCACUCCUGAAACUCUUGUCAAUUUAAACAAAAAAAAAAAUGGAGACAAUUAAAUAGGAUUAUGUUCAUAGGAUAAACACUUCUCAAGAAAUUCUUUGGUGGUUUAAUCAUUGAAACACUCUUCUUCCUGUUUUUCCUCCUUGAUGAAUCAUUACAAAUUUACUUGCGAUUUUUUUUUAAUACGAAAACUGAAUUCUUUAUUAAAUUAACAAAAACAUAUAUACACACGAGCUUUUACCAUUCAUAUAGACAAACCCCACAAGAUUCUUCACCUUCAACAAUCAUCUUCAUGAAGCUCUUCCACGGAUUACGAAAGAUUUUCAUGAGGCUUAUCGAUCUCACUCUCCCUUCCUCCUCCCGCAGGCAGAAGAAUUUCGUCCGCACCAACGACGAAGAGAGGUAUGAGCCGCCGAAGAUUUCGUGUAGUAGUUCGUACUAUUCGUCUCACGUACACUACAGUGAAGCUAUCGCAGAUUGCAUAGAGUUCUUCAACAAGUCUUCUGCUAUGUCUUGUGAAGAUCAUGAAGCUCGCCUUGUUCACGAUCACGAUCGUGACUGUUUUUACGUUUAGUCAACAUCUCAACACUCACUUAUUUUCUUUGUUUUGCUCCAACAUUUGCUUCGAGGCUUUGCUUUUAUUUUGUUUGAGUUAUUGUGAUUUUUAAACUUACAUCUUAGUCAUUUUUUUUUCCCAUGAACUUACAUCUUAGUCAAACUAUCAUGGUUUAGAAGAAGAAACUAGAUAGAAAGGGUGAUUUCGGUUUCUAAUUUUCCGAUGAUAAAAAAUAGAU